AGCCCCAUCACGGUGACAGAUAUCAAACAGUAUAUCCGCUCCAAAGAUAUUCCCUUCCACGAUGGCUACAGUUGCCUCCACGUCCCGAGCAUCUUUGUCGAUUCGUCUGCCAGGAAGGAGAGUUUCUCCCUGUUCAUCGACAAAACCACGGGGCAGUUUCUGUGUAAAGACACGCUGGUGGGAGGGAGCUGGGAGGACCUCCAGGACUGUCUGGAGGUGAUGCAGAAGGAGGGGCAGGACUGCCUCAGCCCUCAUGUGCUGCUGGGAUAUCCAGAGAGUGUAGAGGAGCAGGAGGAGCGGGAGAGGGAGCUGAGGGAGGUGCAGACGAUCUGGUCCAGCUCCGUGCCCCUCACUGACCUCCACGAGGACGAGGCUCACCUUAUUAAAACCAUGUUCCAGGUCCUACUGGCAGUGGGAAGACCACCUUUAUCAGUGAGUUGGCCCUGGACCUUUGCAUGAGGCCGCCAAGAACUGAGGCUGUUUUGAGAACAAAGGGAGACCGAACCCAAUAUUAGUACGGUGUUCCUAAUUAAGGGCUCAGUGAGUGUACAUAUA
Molecule: messenger RNA, 555 nt
Organism: Xiphias gladius (swordfish)
Lineage: Eukaryota; Metazoa; Chordata; Actinopteri; Istiophoriformes; Xiphiidae
Product: twinkle protein, mitochondrial-like
Exons: 2
Source: RefSeq, a predicted model, not a curated record